GGACUGCAGGGACAGGGAGACGGACUGCAGGGGCAGGGAGACGGACUGCAGGGACAGGGAGACGGACUGCAGGGACAGGGAGACGGACUGCAGGGACAGGGAGACGGACUGCAGGGACAGGGAGACGGCCUGCAGGGAGAUGGGCUCAGAGGAGAGAAGUUCAGCCAUGUCUCACAAGAUCUCUUCCCCCUCACACAGCAACAGCAGCUCCUCCUCCAAACACGACAGCCGACAGGACAGUUGGGAGAUUGUAGAGGGGCUGCGUGGAGGACACAGUAAUGUCCAGGAGCCCCAGAAGCAGGAUGGAUACAUGCUGAAGAGGAGGAAGUGGCCGAUGAAGGGAUGGCACAAGAGAUACUUCUACUUGGACAAGGGCAUCCUGAAGUAUGCCAAGUGUGGUGCUGACGUGAGUACAAAGAUCUGCUGCCCCUCUGUCCCCAUUCUGUCUGCUAGGACACUCAUCAAUCACACACAGCUAUCACAGAAAGCACAUCAGACUGACUUUCUCUCCUACAGCAUCUCUGACUUUCUCUCCUACAGCAUCUCUGACUUUCUCUCCUACAGCAUCUCUGACUUUCUCUCCUACAGCAUCUCUGACUUUCUCUCCUACAGCAUCUCUGACUUUCUCUCCUACAGCAUCUCUGACUUUCUCUCCUACAGCAUCUCUGACUUUCUCUCCUACAGCAUCUCUGACUUUCUCUCAUACAGCAUCUCUGACUUUCUCUCCUUCAGUUUUUUUGGGGGACCAAUUCGGCAUGUGUCUCUAGCCAGGCAGGCAUCGGUCCAUGCUGCAGGUAGCUUCCCUGUGACCUGUACCAGCCAAUCCAAGGUGGCCGCCUGGCUGCAGUCCUCAGACCACAUGAACAAGUGCUCUAAAGACAUGUCAGUGUGUGAGUCCUACCUGUUGGAACUGAACCAUCUGCUACAGAGUAUGGAGGUCAUCCACCGCACCUACUCAGCUCCAGCCAUCAACGCACUACUGCAGGCUUCUACAUUUGACACCCCCAAAAAGGAAAAAAGGCCCCCAAGGAAAUGGCGUGGUUCUAAAAACUAUGGCAAAGAUGUGAAAACAACACUGCAGGUUCCCAGUUGCAUCUCAUCUGGCUCCGUCCGUCUCCACGCUCCAACCCCAACCUCUCUACUGCAGCCCUGGGGACUGCAAGGGAUUAUGGGUCUGAAGAACGCUCUGUCCUCGGCUAUAGCCCAGAACUCUGAACUGAGAGAGCGGCUGAGCAACAUUCACGCUGAGUCCAGCUGCGUCCCAGAACCCUCCACUGGGCUCAUAAACUUCUCUGGUCCCCUACAGAAGCAAGACUCCACCGAUGGAUCCCACCCCCUAGUUCACCAGGCGUCCAAUGAGAGCAGAGCAUCCAUCACAGAGUCUCUAUCAGAGUUCUUUGAUGCUCAGGAGGUUCUACUGUCUGCCAGCUCCUCAGAAAACGAGGCCUCUGAUGAUGACUCAUACAUCAGUGACAACGUCAGCGACAACAUCUCCAUGGACAACUUCAGCAACGAGACGGAGAGACCUAACUCGGGCUGUGAAGAGAACGGGGCCCUUCUGAGAAGACGCAGGUCGUGCCUCCCGUCGGCCAGCCCUAACACCAGUAACAUCAGUCUAUGGAACAUCCUUAAGAACAACAUAGGGAAAGACCUCUCCAAGGUGGCUAUGCCUGUUCAGCUGAACGAGCCCCUCAACACCCUGCAGAGACUGUGUGAGGAGCUGGAGUACAGCGAGCUGCUGGACAGAGCUGCUGACACACAGGACCCCUUUGAACGCAUGGUGUACAUAGCCACGUUUGCAGUGUCGGGGUACGCGUCCAGCUACCACCGAGCGGGAGGGAAGCCCUUCAACCCGGUCCUGGGGGAGACCUAUGAGUGUGACCGCCCCGACAAGGGCCUCCGAUUUGUAGCAGAACAGGUCAGCCAUCACCCACCUAUAUCAGCAUGCCACGCUGACUCUAAAAACUACAUAUUCUGGCAAGACAUAAGGUGGAAAAACAAGUUCUGGGGGAAGUCUAUGGAAAUAGUUCCUGUGGGCACCACCCAUGUGAUGCUGCCAGGGUUUGGGGACCACUAUGAGUGGAACAAGGUCACGUCCUGCAUCCACAACAUCCUGAGUGGGCAGCGCUGGAUAGAACACUACGGAGAGAUCUCCAUCAGGAACACCAGCACUGAUAUCUGCCAGUGUAAGGUCACCUUCAUCAAGGCCAAGUACUGGAACUCAAGUGUUAACGAGGUGGAGGGCACCAUCACAGACCACAAGGGGAAGGUCAUCCACAGACUGUUUGGGAAGUGGAAUGAGGGGGUGUACUGUGGAGACCCCCCCUCUGCCACCUGCAUCUGGAGAGCCAAUGCCAUGCCGGCUGACCACGAGCAGUACUACGGCUUCACUAAGUUUGCUAUGGAGCUCAAUGAGCUGGACCCUUCACUGAAACUGCUGCUGCCUCCCACAGACACCCGGCUACGGCUCGACCAGAGGCUGCUAGAGGAGGGCAACGUAGAGGCAGCAGAGGAACAGAAGCAGAAGAUAGAACAGCAGCAGAGAGACAGACGCAGAGUCCUGGAGGAAAACACCAUGACACAUCAACCCACAUUCUUCAGGAAAUCAAAGGACGACACCUGGGUUAGCAACAACACUUACUGGGACCUGAGAAGGGAUCCAGGCUUUUCCCACCUGGACUGUCCUGUGUUGUGGUGACCUGAGGAGGGAACCAGGCUAUCCCCACCUGGACUGUCCUGUAUUGGGGUGACCUGAGGAGGGAACCAGGCUAUCACCACCUGGAAUGUCCUGUGUUGUGAUGACCUAAGGAGGGAACCAGGCUAUCACCACCUGGACUGUCCUGUGUUGUGGUGACCUGAGGAGGGAACCAGGCUAUCACCACCUGGACUGUCCUGCGUUGUGGUGACCUGAGGAGGGAACCAGGCUAUCACCACCUGGACUGUCCUGUGUUGUGGUGACCUGAGGAGGGAACCAGGCUAUCACCACCUGGACUGUCCUGUGUUGUGGUGACCUGAGGAGGGAACCAGGCUAUCACCACCUGGACUGUCCUGUGUUGUGGUGACCUGAGGAGGGAUCCAGGCUUUUCCCACCUGGACUGUCCUGUGUUGUGGUGACCUGAGGAGGGAACCAGGCUAUCCCCACCUGGACUGUCCUGUAUUGGGGUGACCUGAGGAGGGAACCAGGCUAUCACCACCUGGAAUGUCCUGUGUUGUGAUGACCUAAGGAGGGAACCAGGCUAUCACCACCUGGACUGUCCUGUGUUGUGGUGACCUGAGGAGGGAACCAGGCUAUCACCACCUGGACUGUCCUGUGUUGUGGUGACCUGAGGAGGGAACCAGGCUAUCACCACCUGGACUGUCCUGUGUUGUGGUGACCUGAGGAGGGAACCAGGCUAUCACCACCUGGACUGUCCUGUGUUGUGGUGACCUGAGGAGGGAACCAGGCUAUCACCACCUGGACUGUCCUGUGUUGUGGUGACCUGAGGAGGGAACCAGGCUAUCACCACCUGGACUGUCCUGUGUUGUGGUGACCUGAGGAGGGAACCAGGCUAUCACCACCUGGACUGUCCUGUGUUGUGGUGACCUGAGGCGGGAACCAGGCUAUCACCUCCUGGACUGUCCUGUGUUGUGGUGACCUGAGGAGGGAACCAGGCUAUCACCACCUGGACUGUCCUGUGUUGUGGUGACCUGAGGAGGGAACCAGGCUAUCACCACCUGGACUGUCCUGUGUUGUGGUGACCUGAGGAGGGAACCAGGCUAUCACCACCUGGACUGUCCUGUGUUGUGGUGACCUGAGGAGGGAACCAGGCUAUCACCACCUGGACUGUCCUGUGUUGUGGUGACCUGAGGAGGGAUCCAGGCUAUCACCUCCUGGACUGUCCUGUGUUGUGGUGACCUGAGGAGGGAACCAGGCUAUCACCACCUGGACUGUCCUGUGUUGUGGUGACCUGAGGAGGGAACCAGGCUAUCACCACCUGGACUGUCCUGUGUUGUGGUGACCUGAGGAGGGAACCAGGCUAUCACCACCUGGACUGUCCUGUGUCGUGGUGACCUGAGGAGGGAUCCAGGCUAUGACCACCUGGAUUGUCCUGUGUUGUGGUGACCUGAGGAGGGAACCAGGCUAUCACCACCUGGACUGUCCUGUGUUGUGGUGACCUUAGUGUGACUUUUGUGGCCACUGGUCACACACCUGAGUCAUGUUUAUUAGGCCCAGGACUGAAACAGGGAGGGACGACCUGAACGUGUCCAGUAAGAAACACUUGUUUGUUCAAAAGGCACCAAAUGGAAGAAAACAGACUGCAACUUCCAGUCCAAUAAGAAACUUUUUUUUUUCCAGUUGCAAAACGUUUUGCUACGGUGUGCACUUAUGAACACGACCCUGUUUGGACUUCCUGUCUGUACUGUGACCCAGGCUGGCUCUGGGGGCUGGAGUCCUGCUGCUCUAUCCGUCUCAUUGGUUUUGCCUCAAAUGGCACCCUAUUCCCUACAUAGUGUACUGCUUUUGACCAGAGCCCUGUGGGCCCAAGUAGUGCAUCAUACGCUAAAGGGAAU
Molecule: messenger RNA, 4551 nt
Organism: Oncorhynchus gorbuscha (pink salmon)
Lineage: Eukaryota; Metazoa; Chordata; Actinopteri; Salmoniformes; Salmonidae
Product: oxysterol-binding protein-related protein 3-like
Exons: 21
Coding region: 140-2698 (852 amino acids)
Cellular component (GO): plasma membrane; perinuclear endoplasmic reticulum; intracellular membrane-bounded organelle
Molecular function (GO): cholesterol binding
Source: RefSeq, a predicted model, not a curated record